Arctia plantaginis is the source of this 717-nucleotide messenger RNA. Lineage: Eukaryota; Metazoa; Arthropoda; Insecta; Lepidoptera; Erebidae. The record is from the annotation of a GenBank genome assembly.
AUGGCGAUGGCAGAAAAGAAAAACGAAUACCCAGCGAGUGUGGAGGCGGACAGAAAGCUAUUGCCUUUUGAUACUUGGGAAGACUACUUAGACUCUCUCAUCGAGCUUACUGAUCUAAGAAACUUGAGAAGCAUCACUUCAGCAAGGACUAUUGCUGCCUUUGGAUACAGAGCAAAUGGUGAUACUCUUUCCGAAAAGGAGUUUUACGCCCGUCGACAAGUAAUCGAAAGCAUUGUGUUUCCAAAAGCCAAAGCGUAUGUGUUGGUCAGUGAGGGAGCAGAUCUAGAAGAUAAUUUUACUAGGGAGCUCGCUGUGCGAGAACGAGCCAACAGGGUCGGAAUUUUGCAAUCCAUUGUCUUCAUCCGACACUUCACGAAAGGAGGAUUCGAAAUAUCUGGUUACAUAGACUACGCUCACCGACUGUUAACUGAGAACUGGGGAUCAUUUUUUAGAGGCAAAAAGAUGUUGUGGCCGAAGGAAAAUGACCUUGGUUACUAUCAUUGGCGGCAUGGCACCGUGAGGAGUAAUAUAAGCAGAAAUUAUAAGCCAGUAAUGGACCCAGAGAAAGGAUUGAUAUUCCAGAAUCGACACGACCAUAAGAUCAUAUGUCCGGACCCACAACAAGACCCAGGACAGAACACUACAAAACAGAGAAUAUACUCAAAAAAAUACACCCAGAUUGAAAUAUACGACCAUGUAGUUAGAAGAAGAAGCUGA